AUGCCUGGGGAGGAGGAGAAGGUAUAUAUGCUUCUAGAGCUAGAAAGGAUUAAAGAGCUUAGAAUCCCACAUCUUUAUGUGUUUCCCACAGCUGCUCUAGAAUUUACAUGUGCGGUAUUUAAAGGCCCUAGAUACACAGCUUUCAAACUAGUAAAGCGUAAAAUUCACGAGAAGUGGAUGGUUCUACUAGACGAAGAACACAGCAAGGAGGCAAAAGAAAUAGCCAGUACACAUGACGCACACACAACACUUUACAGGGUCAUGCAGGCGCUAAGCAAUUACCUCGACUCCAAAACACUCAAAAAGCCCAAGGACAUUUUCCCAUUCAUCUUCAAGGAUCCAGCCAAUGGAAAAAGGGACAUUUCGGAGCUUCUACUCUUCAUCGAAAGCAGAUGCUUUAAGAAGAAUAGCAAUGGGCAAAAGGCCAUUGCCCAUUCGAACAGAGGCGCCCAAUAG
This is a messenger RNA of Encephalitozoon hellem ATCC 50504, 456 nucleotides long. RefSeq lists its product as uncharacterized. Bases 1 to 456 code for a protein of 151 amino acids. NCBI's taxonomy places the organism in Eukaryota, Fungi, Microsporidia, Unikaryonidae. The transcript has a single exon. The record is from RefSeq and is a predicted model, not a curated record.